UUCUGUGGGUCUAUGGACAAAUGGUUUGGAGAGAAGCGUCUAUGGCUGUUUGGUAAUCAUCUUCCACUUCUGCCCAGAAGACCACAAGGUAGCAGCAAAAUGGAUCGUUAUGAGAAGCUUAGUCGCAUUGGCGAGGGCUCCUAUGGUGUGGUCUACAAAUGUCGAGAUCGUGAAACGGGCGCACUGGUUGCUGUCAAAAGAUUUGUGGAGUCUGAGGAUGAUCCUGCUAUACGCAAAAUAGCGCUGCGAGAAAUAAGGCUGCUCAAGAACCUGAAGCAUCCCAAUCUGAUAUCCCUGCUGGAAGUGUUUCGACGCAAGCGUCGCCUGCACUUGGUAUUUGAGUUCUGUGAGCUGACGGUGCUGCAUGAGCUGGAGCGGCAUCCGCAGGGCUGCCCGGAGCCACUGACCAAACAGAUUUGCUAUCAGACGCUGCUGGGCGUUGCCUAUUGCCACAAGCAGGGCUGUCUGCAUCGCGAUAUCAAGCCGGAGAACAUACUGCUGACGGCGCAGGGGCAGGUGAAGCUUUGUGACUUUGGAUUCGCGCGCAUGCUGAGUCCGGGCGAGAACUACACAGACUAUGUGGCCACGCGCUGGUAUCGGGCGCCAGAGCUGCUGGUGGGCGAUACGCAGUAUGGAACGCCGGUGGAUGUGUGGGCCAUUGGCUGCUUGUUUGCGGAGCUGGUGCGUGGCGAGGCGCUGUGGCCGGGACGCAGCGAUGUGGAUCAGCUGUACUUGAUAAGGAAGACGCUGGGGGAUUUGCUGCCGCGGCAUAUACAAAUCUUUGGGCAGAACGAAUACUUCAAGGGCAUAACGCUGCCGGUGCCGCCGCAGCUGGAGCCGCUGGAGGAUAAAAUGCCGGGCAAGGCGCUGCAGAAUCCGCUCACCAUAGAUGUGCUCAAGAAGUGCCUGGACAAGGAUCCGGCCAAGCGCUGGAGCUGCGAGAAACUCACCAAGCAUUCCUACUUCGACGACUACAUAGCCAAACAGCGCGAGCUGGAGCACAUUAGCAGCCUGGAGGUGGCCACGCUGCGCCAGCAGCAACUCGCCUCCCAGCAAUUUAUGCUGUCAACGGCGCAGCAGCUGCAAACGGGCGCAGCGCAGGCGGCCGCCAUUGCUGCCUCGCGUGAUAAAUCAAAGACUUCAAACACCUCGUUGCCGCUGCUGCCAAGCACUCAACAUCAUCAUCAGACCCAUCAGGAUUAUAUGAAACUGCAGCCGCUGAACAAGAAUGCGGCCAUGCUGCAUCGCACCGAGCAUCACUUGCCAACCAUCUAAGGCCAGCUUGUAAUAUUUUUAAUGUAUAAUUGAGAUUCUUGGGUCUUGGUUAUUGUUCUGUAAGCGUAAUCAUAGUUUUUUCAUAAUUUAACGCUAAUGCUCAUGGGAUGUACAACGAAAAGUUUACAUUAGCAAUAAAUGUAAAGUGUACAAAAAAUAAAAAUAAAUCUUUGCUA
Drosophila busckii is the source of this 1451-nucleotide messenger RNA. Its product is annotated as cyclin-dependent kinase-like 1. The record is from RefSeq and is a predicted model, not a curated record. NCBI's taxonomy places the organism in Eukaryota, Metazoa, Arthropoda, Insecta, Diptera, Drosophilidae. Gene Ontology annotation, molecular function: ATP binding; cyclin-dependent protein serine/threonine kinase activity. Gene Ontology annotation, biological process: protein phosphorylation. Gene Ontology annotation, cellular component: nucleus.